This is a messenger RNA of Meriones unguiculatus (Mongolian gerbil), 2404 nucleotides long. RefSeq names its product nudix hydrolase 17 (gene Nudt17). Bases 821 to 1717 code for a protein of 298 amino acids. NCBI's taxonomy places the organism in Eukaryota, Metazoa, Chordata, Mammalia, Rodentia, Muridae. Gene Ontology annotation, cellular component: cytosol. Gene Ontology annotation, biological process: NAD+ catabolic process; NADP+ catabolic process. The record is from RefSeq and is a predicted model, not a curated record. Gene Ontology annotation, molecular function: NADH pyrophosphatase activity. The transcript has 8 exons.
GCAGGACAUGAACCUAAGAAUACAGCAGAGUGUCAUUAGGAGUCACCCAAUUGCUACGUUCCUUUAGCAGACAACAGUAUUUGGUUUUCCCCCAGGCCGGUGGCUUAUCUUGUCUCAGGUUCUUGACCAUCCCAGGAAGAGGAGGCCUUGACCCCUAUCAGACAGUGCCAACCUGAGGUUUUUCAUGGACUCGCUUCAUGGAAGGAGGGAGCCAGCUUCUCUGACCUCCACAGACCCCCACAAUGACAUAAAUAAAUGUGAUUAUUUAUUUUCAAAGAUAGAAGAUCGUCUCGGCGCUCCAGCUACUCACCACAGCUACUAGAAGGCCCGGCUUUGAUCUUCAGAACUGCAAGUGAGCUUGGUUGAUGCAGGGGACCUGGAGGCCAGCUAGCCAGAAGGCCAUCAGCUUUGGCUACACAGGUUUGAGACUAACCUGGGCUACAUGAGACCCUGCUUUACUUUUUUUUUUUUUUUUUUUUAAAUUUUUAGGUGUCUGAUAUGAAGACAUAAUUAAUUAGAGGCGCUCCCUGCUAAGAAGUGGAUGGGGGCUGGUGGGGAAUAAUGCCAAUCCAGAAACCAUUCUGCCUGGGGAUUACUGUCCCAUACAGAGAAGUCAGAAAUAACUCAAGAGGAAGUGAGACCGUGUGGUGGGUUUCUUUGUAUUUUAUGAACAUUUCACUCAGGGAUUGUCCCCAAAAGUUGUAUCUAAAUUUCCCAACUGGUCUGGGAAACCUGGCUCGCGUGGGCAGGCCGGAAGCCUCACGCCUCACCGUGCUGGGCCACCAGGGGGCGCCAGGCAAGCGGCGACCAGAGCAGCGCGAUGGCCGCCGCAAGGUUGCUGCUGCGCCUGGCCGGGCGUCUGCAGUCGGUGAGCUUCACACAGAGUGUGUGUGGCCUCCUGGGCGCCGGGCAGGGGCCCGGGCCGUGGUACACGCAUUGCAGCUUGGAGCGGGGGCAGCUUGUCCUCUCCAGCAAUCCCUUCCCCGGCGCCUCCGAGAGGCUUCCGAUCCAGAGACCUCCUUUCUGCCCUUUCGCGGCCCUGGACCAGCAGCCUGGGGUCUCCAGGACCGAGCUGCUCACAAAUAGAGGUGUGGAUCUGGGUGUGGCAGUCAUUCUCCAGUCCAGUGACCAGACAGUCUUGUUGACCCGAAGGACAUGCACUCUCCGCAUUUCGCCCAACGUCUGGGUUCCUCCAGGUGGGCACAUGGAGCUUGAUGAGGAGAUCCUGGAGUGCGGGCUCCGAGAGCUGAGGGAAGAGUGUGGACUACAGCUGCCCCAGAACCAGUUCUCUUGUGUCCUCCUGGGGUUAUGGGAGUCUGCCUACCCUCCUAGGCUGAGCUGGGGUUUCCCCAAAUACCAUCACCUCGUUCUCUAUGUACUCGUCACGUCCCAGGAGUCACAGCAGCAGCUCCAGGCCCGGAUCCAAGUAAACCCAAAUGAGGUGAGUGCCUUUAUGUGGCUGGGACCUGACGUAGCCGAGGCUGUAGCUGCCACAGAGGACGGCGGGACAGAGCCACCCAGACGCCUUUCCCAGGACCUACCACCCUCUCUCAGCGCAACCGAGCUGAAAGACAGUGGAGGAACCAGGCCUCUGGUCCUGCCCGUGUCCACACUCAUGCGGGCAACUCCCAACGCAGAAGAGGACAAAGAAAGGGUCAGUGCUGGAACCAAGUUUGCCCUCGGGCUCUGGCUGCAGCAUCUGGGCAGAGGAAGGUAAAAGUGAAGUUCACGUGGACUCCGGACCAGCAAAGGAAGGAUGGCGGGCUGUGAGAAAGUGUGGCAGAGACAUGAGCGCAAUACCCAUGAUCUCCCUCGCAAAGCUGUCCUCCGGUCUCCACAUGCAAAAGCAUGGCGCAGAUGCCCACAUACACAGUAAUAAACAUUUUAAAAUGUUUUUUAAGUGUAAUGGUCGAACACAGACCCUCUUCCCCACAAACAGGGGUUUAGAAAGUGAGGUUCAAACUCUCGUCCAGUUCUUGACGCUCACAGAACAUUCACAACCUUUAUUGUAGGUGAGAACUCUGCUACAACUCUGGGAAUAAAAAGUAAAGUCACAUCACAGGGCCUUGGCCCUGAAGGGGCCUGAGUAUUGGGAAGGAGAACACGGAGCCCCCCAGUCCCACAAAAGGUGCAGAGUGAUCCAGGCCUGAACGCAGCACGUGAGAAGCUUAGGCCCUGGCUGGUUAGCAUAAGAACAUUGUGAAAACUUAAAUACAUAAAUAGAGAGACCCAGGCAGUAGAAGGCCGCGGCCUGCUCCCAAGCCCCUGGGAAUCACAACUAAGGCCUUGUUUCCUCCUCAAGUCACACUGGGAAGUCAAAGGCAAGGGAGUCAUCUUUGGAUAAUUUGGGGUUUUCUUAUUUAUGUACAAAAAAAAAAAAAAAAAAAAAAAAAAACACAAAGAA